AUGGCCUCAACUACCAAGCCAAUCCAGAAAAUCCUGGACUCAACCAAGAUCGCAUCCUUGUCAAAAUUUGUCCGUCGGCCACCAAUUGAUCCGCAAACACCGAUCCAGGGGAAAGUUCGGAACCCCAACUCCAAUGCGUUUAAAGAGCAUGUGAAGCGCGAGGGUGUGCGGUUGCAGAAAGCAUUGAAUGCCAUCACACACGGAAAGAACAUCUUUGUCUACCACAAUGUUCGCACGAAGCAGGUCGUUUACUCGUUGACCCGGUAUCUGGAGAAAAACAACCUCCUCCGCCAGAUGAUUUACCACGGCAAGAAGACCGUUCCCGCCGAGGUCCGCCGCGACAUGUGGGUGCCAUACUACUCCGUCCACUUCAGCGACUCAAAGCUGGGUCUCCGUGCGUAUCAACUUCUCCGCGAGUUCUCAAUGCAGCGACAACUCGCCCCGCCUAAAGAGAUGAUUACCGUGACAGAAGAGUUCCUAGCGGCCAAGAGGCCGAAGGACCCCAAUCAAGCGGAGAUAUUCGACAAGAUGAACAAGAAGCGCCUUGGCAACACCAUGGAGAAGAAGGAGCGUGCUCGCGUGUUGAUGGACCAGAAGGCGACCUCCGUCGCUGACGUGGCAGCCGUGCUGUCAAUUCAGCAAGAAGAGAUCGCGAACGGACUGCUGAGCCGCGAUGGUUCGCGCGGAUACCUCACUCGGAAAGCUCGUCAGCGUAGACGCGAGGCUCUUCACGAGAAUGCAGAGAGGGCGAAGGAGGGUGCCGCUCGCAUUGGCGCACUGGAAGAACAGCUUAGCCAGCGCAGCGGGGAGGUUGUCAAGAUCGGCGAGGUGGAGGGUGUUAACCCCCAGACUCCCGAGACUGUCAAGAUCCUUUGGCAGGAUGUGCAUGAUGCACACUACGCUGAGUCAUGGGUCCCGAACGUUCAGCACGGCAAGUUGGAGCGCACUCGCAACAGCAUUAUUGCCGGUGAGUUGCGUCUCGACAACCCCGACGUUAUUGCGGAUAAUGAGUUCAAGGAGCUGAAGGAGUAA
Messenger RNA from Penicillium odoratum, 1032 nucleotides. Its product is annotated as mitochondrial 54S ribosomal protein mL67. The transcript is spliced from 2 exons. The coding region runs from base 1 to 1032 and encodes 343 amino acids. Gene Ontology annotation, cellular component: mitochondrial large ribosomal subunit; nucleus. Gene Ontology annotation, biological process: positive regulation of mitochondrial DNA replication; DNA recombination. Gene Ontology annotation, molecular function: DNA strand exchange activity; structural constituent of ribosome; single-stranded DNA binding. The record is from RefSeq and is a predicted model, not a curated record. NCBI's taxonomy places the organism in Eukaryota, Fungi, Ascomycota, Eurotiomycetes, Eurotiales, Aspergillaceae.